This is a messenger RNA of Brugia pahangi, 396 nucleotides long. Lineage: Eukaryota; Metazoa; Nematoda; Chromadorea; Rhabditida; Onchocercidae. The record is from the annotation of a GenBank genome assembly.
AUGGUUUCGUGGGUCGUUUCUUUAGGAGCCGUCGUUUUUUUCGCAGGUAUUGGGGUGUGCGUCGGUGUUCAGUUCGGUGGUGGAAAUGAUAAAGGUGAUGUAUCAGUUUUGCGUAUAACUUGUAUUACAUCUGGAUAUGUGAAACGAUUUUUUUUACGUGCGUCGUAUGGGGCAGAUUUUCAUGUUUAUUUGCCUAGUUCACCUGUGGUUGUUAUUUCUCAUGCUACGGAUUGUGGUCGUGGUGGUGGAAAGUUACAGAGCAACAUUACAGCAUAUUUAAAGCACAGAAAAUUAUCACACCAAAAGCAGUUUUUACAAUAUCAAGUCGAGCCAAAUCAUGGACAGCUACAAUAUUCUAUAUGGAACACUUCAACUCCGAACUACUACAACGUAUAG